Messenger RNA from Otolemur garnettii (small-eared galago), 1953 nucleotides. It is a transcript of the gene KRT1, whose product is annotated as keratin 1. Gene Ontology annotation, cellular component: keratin filament. The coding region runs from base 1 to 1953 and encodes 650 amino acids. Lineage: Eukaryota; Metazoa; Chordata; Mammalia; Primates; Galagidae. The record is from RefSeq and is a predicted model, not a curated record. Gene Ontology annotation, biological process: intermediate filament organization; keratinization. The transcript is spliced from 9 exons. Gene Ontology annotation, molecular function: structural constituent of skin epidermis.
AUGAGCCGGCAGUUUAGCUCCCGGUCUGCGUACCGGAGUGGAGGGGGCUUAGGCAGCUUAGGGGGCUUCAGUGCUGGCUCUGCUGGGAUAAUCAGCUACCAGCGCAGAACCACCAGCAGCUCCUCGCGCCGCAGUGGGGGAGGUGGUGGGAGAGUCUCUGGAGGCUUUUGUAGUGGUGGUGCUGGUGGCGGCGGCGGUGGUUUUGGAAGUCGGAGUCUUGUUAAUCUUGGUGGCAGUAAAAGCAUCUCCAUGAGUGUGGCUAGAGGGGGUGGACAUAGUGGUUUCGGUGGUGGUUGUGGGGGUGGCAGCUUUGGGGGUGGUGGCUUUGGGAGUUUUGGCAGUGGUGGUGGUGGAUAUGGAGGUGGUGGAUAUGGAGGUGGUGGAUAUGGGGGUGGUGGAUAUGGGGGUGGCGGAUAUGGGGGUGGUGGAUAUGGGGGUGGCGGAUAUGGGGGUGGUUCUGGGCCUGUCUGCCCCCCUGGUGGCAUACAGGAAGUCACCAUCAACCAGAGCCUUCUGCAACCCCUCAAUGUGGAGAUCGACCCUGAGAUCCAAAGAGUAAAAUCUCAAGAAAGGGAGCAAAUCAAGUCACUCAACAACCAAUUUGUCAACUUCAUCGACAAGGUGAGGUUCUUGGAGCAGCAGAAUCAGGUGCUGCAAACAAAAUGGGAGAUGCUGCAGCAGGUGGACACCUCUGUGCGAACCCACAAUUUAGAGCCUCUCUUUGAGCAAUAUAUCAGCAAGCUCAGAAAUGAUGUGGAGCAUUUGAAGAGCGAUCAAAAUCGGAUGGAUAUGGAGCUGAAGAACAUGCAAGACAUGGUGGAGGAUUACCGCAACAAAUAUGAGGAUGAAAUCAACAAGAGGACAAAUGCAGAGAAUGAAUUUGUGACCCUCAAGAAGGAUGUGGAUUCUGCUUAUAUGAGUAAGGUGGACCUUCAGGCCAAGGUUGACAACUUGCAAAAUGAUAUUGCCUUCCUUACCAUGCUCUACAAUGAGGAGCUGUCUCAGAUGCAGACCCAAAUCAGUGAGACCAAUGUCAUCCUCUCCAUGGAUAACAAUCGCAGCCUUGACCUGAACAGCAUCAUUGAUGAAGUCAAGGCCCAGUAUGAGGACAUUGCCCAAAGGAGCAAAGCAGAGGCCGAGUCCGUGUACCAGAAUAAGUAUGAAGAGCUGCAGAUGACUGCUGGCAAACAUGGAGACAGUGUAAAAAAUUCAAAGAUGGAGAUUUCUGAGCUAAAUCGGGUGAUGCAGAGACUUAGAUCUGAAAUUGACAAUGUCAAGAAGCAGAUCUCUAACUUGCAGCAGUCCAUCAGUGAUGCCGAGCAGCGUGGGGAGAAGGCCCUCAAAGACGCCCAGAACAAGCUGAAUGAUCUGGAGGACGCUCUGCAGCAGGCCAAGGAGGACCUGGCCAAGCUGCUGAAGGACUACCAGGAGCUCAUGAACGUCAAGCUGGCCCUGGACAUGGAGAUUGCCACCUACAGGACCCUCCUGGAAGGAGAAGAAAUGAGGAUGUCAGGAGAGUGUCCCCCGAACGUGAGUGUGUCUGUGAGCACCAGCCACACCAGCAUCAGUGGAGGCGGUGGACGAGGAGGUGGAGGUUACGGCUCCGGUGGUGGCGGAAGUGGUAGCUACGGUUCCGGAGGCGGCAGCUACGGUUCGGGAGGUGGUGGCGGCAGCGGCAGCGGCAGCUAUGGCUCUGGAGGUGGCGGCCGUGGCAGCUAUGGUGGCUCCGGAGGUGGCAGUUAUGGUGGCUCCGGAGGAGGCAGCAGUGGGGGCCACAGAGGUGGCUCUGGAGGAGGCGGCAGCAGCUCCGGCGGCCGGGGGUCUGGCGGCAGCAGCUCUGGCGGUCGGGGUUCUGGUGGUGGCAGCUCUGGAGGCUCUGGGGGUGUCAAGUCCUCUGGUGGCAGUUCCAGCGUGAAGUUCAUUUCCACCAGUUAUUCCCGAGGGACCAGAUAA